UCAGUGGGCCCAGACCCCCUCUAUGUGCCCAGACGUGGUGCUGAGCAUGGUGGAAUCGGCUCAGGACACGCGGGGAGCUGUGCGGAGCCACGUGGAGCCACACGGAGCCGCAGGGGGGCCUUAAACCCUGAAUCAAAGGCUGCUGCUCUCUCACCGGGAGUGUUUACUCUGGCUAAUGCUCCACAACUUCCUCCAGCACUGGGUGGUGGGUCAGAUUGACAAGCUCACGUCAGAUUUUGACUUUGAUCUGGAGCCAGACGACUGGACAGUGGCGACCGCAAGCAGCACAUCCAGCAGCGAGCGUGGCCUGGGCGAGGCCUUCCGGCUGGACUUCCUCAGCCACGAGGUGCUCUCUGACAGCUGGGACUUCUGCAGCUACCUGGAGGCCUCAGGCAGCACCGGCCACAAGGCACCCCGCGAUGACGACCUGGAAGAGGAGCCAGAGAGGUCGGCCACGCCCACACCAACGCCCACCACAGCCAGCGUGUACUCGCAGAUGAACGGUGGUCUCCCCAUCCCCAACGGACCCUUGAUUGUCACGCCGGACUCGUCUAGUGAGGAGGCAUCGAGUUCCACGCACAGCCAGAAGACCUCCCGCACCUCCGGGACCCGAGAGAGGGUGCGAUUCAGCGACAAGAUUCUGUACCAUGCGUUGUGCUGUGACGACGACGAGGACGAGGGCGAGGACGAGGAGGGCAAAGGGGAUUGCGGACCACCAGACACGGACAGCGAGCCCAGCCCGCAGGCCUACUCACCCGUCCCCCCACUUUCCUCUUCAUCCUCCGAGCACUCGCCUGCUCUCCACAUCUGCCGGGAAACAUCAUCGGCGGGACCGUCGCCCAUUAAGAUGGCCAUGCUGGGGCCUCACACACUACCCAGGAAGGGUCUCCUUAACCCGGGCUGCAGGAAAAAACUGCUCCGAAACAGCAGUACGCAGACAGUGUCGGACAAGAGCACUCAGACUGUAUUGCCGUAUGUCUCGGCCAAACAGAAAACCAAGGACCACUGAGAAUACACUCACACUUACCCUGAACACAAAAAAGAAAGAAACACCCGAGGGAAUACUAAAAUGACUGUGUGCUAUUUAAUAUUAAAUACAUAGAUAAUAGAUUAAAACAAAAAUUAAUAAAUGAAUUACUAAAUAAAUAAAUUAUAUAUGGGAAAUUUGUCAGACUAAAGUCAUUCUAUAGCUCAGGGAUCAAAAGCACUGAUAAGCCUCCUCUAGCUCCAGAUCAUGAGAGGUGCACAACAUUGGUAAACCCAGGUGAUAUAUUUAUUAUGAGUGUUUACAUAUUCAUGUGUUCCUACCUGCUUAGAGUACAUACCUUAACAUGGUACACAUUCUUCAGUAUUCCUGUGUUAAAUUGUAGUCUAACAAACAAUCUCUGUGUCACAUACAUUACAGCAUCUACACAAAAUGAACAUAUCCCCAAGGGUCCAUAUAUCCAUGAUCAAGCCUACAGAGGGAACUAAGUUAACCUCAGCUUGACUUCCAAUUGGUUUAUUAAGCCAUUUCAAAUUCAAAUCCUUUCAUCUGCUGCUGUGACUGAAGCAGGGUGGGUGUAGCGGGAUCCAGAGAAAAAAUUGCAUUU
This is a messenger RNA of Electrophorus electricus (electric eel), 1592 nucleotides long. Its product is annotated as inhibitory synaptic factor 1. Gene Ontology annotation, cellular component: postsynaptic density. Gene Ontology annotation, biological process: inhibitory postsynaptic potential. NCBI's taxonomy places the organism in Eukaryota, Metazoa, Chordata, Actinopteri, Gymnotiformes, Gymnotidae. The record is from RefSeq and is a predicted model, not a curated record.